Mesitornis unicolor (brown roatelo) is the source of this 2046-nucleotide messenger RNA. It is a transcript of the gene USP10, whose product is annotated as ubiquitin specific peptidase 10. The annotation marks the transcript as partial. Gene Ontology annotation, biological process: DNA damage response, signal transduction by p53 class mediator; regulation of autophagy; protein deubiquitination. The record is from RefSeq and is a predicted model, not a curated record. The transcript is spliced from 10 exons. Gene Ontology annotation, molecular function: cysteine-type deubiquitinase activity; cysteine-type endopeptidase activity. Gene Ontology annotation, cellular component: nucleus; cytosol; early endosome. NCBI's taxonomy places the organism in Eukaryota, Metazoa, Chordata, Aves, Mesitornithiformes, Mesitornithidae.
GGGAAGAGUAUCAAAGAAUUGAAUUUGGCGUUAACGAAGUUAUCGAGACCCAGUCAUCUGUACUAAAUAACACCGACUACAGUAUUUCCAGUACCCUGAAUCCUCAGGCUCCAGAAUUCAUUCUCAGCUGUGCACCUGCUCAGAAAACCCCUGACGACAGUCUCAGUGAAACAAACUACAACUCCAUUGACUGCCAGUUCACCGACCCGACCCUCGCUUUGGACAGCGGCUCCAACGCUGAAAAUGAUGGCUUGUCUGGAGGCCUUGGGCAAAGGGAGCGUAAAAAGAAGAAAAAAAGACCGCCCGGAUACUACAGCUACUUGGAAGACGUCAGCGACGGCAUCGCUCCCGCCGAAGCUCUCGUAAACGGCCACGCCAACUCGUCGGGACUGAACAGUAUAAGCACGGAGGAUACGGAACUGACGGGAGACAUAACCUCCCUGGCCACACCAAGGACUUGCAACAGCCCGGACAAUUCUGUGGACUUCAUUAACGAAGCUGUGUCUGAUGAUUCUGUUUCUAGCGCACUAGACAAUACCAGGACUGCAGGGCAGCCUGAGGUAUGCCGUGUUACUAAUUCUGAACAGUUUUGCAUCCCCUCAGAGACUGGCAGAGAUAGCCCCUUAAGGACAGCUGUUGUACAGUCUUAUGCUGGUACUGAUACUACUGAAAAUGUUGGCGUUACUAAUGGACAAACACUUGAAUCCUCUGGUGAGGACACAGCUGCCAAUGGGGUAGAAUUGCACACUGUGGAAAGCACUGACUCAGACCAAGCUAAGCCUGAGGAAGCUUCACCUACUACUGAGGCAACAGUCCCGCUUGCAGGAUCAGUCCCUGUUAAUCAGCCUGCAAAAUCGUGGGCUAGUCUUUUUCACAAUUCCAAGCCCUCUGCUUCCACAUCUGUGGUCUAUGUUGAGACUAAAUAUACCCCUCCUGCCACAUCUCCUCUGGUCCCUGAAAAACAGGUUGAAGUCAAAGAGGGACCUGUUCCAGUUUCAGAGGAUCCCGUAGCCAUAAAGAUUGCAGAAAUACUGGAAAAUGUAAGACUAAUACAUAAACCGGUGUCUUUGCAACCGCGAGGGCUGAUCAACAAAGGAAACUGGUGCUACAUCAAUGCUACCCUGCAAGCCCUGGUUGCUUGCCCUCCAAUGUAUCAUUUAAUGAAGUCCAUUCCAAUGUAUUCGAAGUCGCAGCGGCCGUGUACCUCAACACCAAUGAUAGACAGUUUUGUUCGUUUAAUGAAUGAGUUCACUAAUAUGCCUGUACCUCCUAAAGCAAAACAAGCUUUAGGCGAUAAAAUUGUGAGAGACAUCCGACCGGGAGCUGCCUUUGAACCUACAUACAUUUAUAGACUGCUGACAGUUAUAAAGUCCAGUCUGUCAGAAAAGGGCAGGCAAGAGGAUGCUGAAGAAUACUUGGGAUUUAUCCUCAAUGGACUCCAUGAAGAAAUGCUGACCCUAAAGAAACUUCUCUCUCCACACAAUGAAAAACUCUCAGUUUCCAAUGGCCCUGAGGCUCAGACUGUUCAAGAAGAGGAGGAGCAAGAUGAACAAGGGGAAGGCAGUGAGGAUGAAUGGGAACAAGUGGGACCUCGUAACAAAUCAUCAGUCACUCGACAGGCUGACUUUGUCCAGACUCCAAUUACUGAUAUUUUUGGUGGUCAUAUAAGGUCUGUUGUUUACCAGCAGAGCUCCAAGGAGUCUGCCACACUGCAGCCUUUCUUCACCCUGCAACUGGACAUCCAGUCAGACAAGAUUCGCACAGUGCAGGAUGCGCUGGAAAGUUUGGUGGCGAGAGAGUCUGUCCAGGGCUAUACCACAAAAACCAAGCAAGAGGUGGAGAUCAGUCGAAGAGUGACACUAGAAGAACUCCCCCCUGUUCUUGUUUUACACCUCAAGCGGUUUGUAUAUGAGAAAACUGGUGGAUGCCAGAAGCUUAUCAAGAAUAUUGAGUAUCCUGUUGAUCUGGAAAUUAGUAAAGAGCUACUAUCUCCUGGUGUGAAAAGUAAAAUUUUUAAAGGCCAAAGAACCUACCGGCUCUUUGCAG